CGAGGACGCCGACUCGGACACAGGCACUCGAGAGUGAACAAGACGUCGCAGGGAUUUCUGUCUUGCUGUCUUAUUUUCGUCUUGGAAAUGGCGUAAAAUUACUCUUUUUAUAACUCUGCAACACAUUGCAGCUUAAGAAAAACAUAAUGACGACAUUAAGGAAUAUGUUUGGAACAUGUCCAACCGAUGUCACUUGGAAGAACCUGCAAGUGAUUCAGGUGGAAGAGGCAGAUACCCUUUGGGUUCGAGAGUUUCCCUCAAGUCAGGUGUCAAAAAAUUUAUCAGAUUUCCAAAAGAUGGAAGCUCAUAUGAAUGAGAAGUUUAGGAAGACAUUACCUGGCAGGCAAAUGCAAGUAUUCCCAGCAAAGAUAGGAGAUAGGGUUGCAGUGAUCCACAAGAAUCAUUGGUAUCGUGGUCGAGUGUUGGAUAUCGCUGACACUUCUAAAGGGCAGGAAGCAGAAAUCUUUCUUCUUGAUUAUGGUAGUUCUGUUAAGGCAGACGCAGCAGCUGUGAUAGGCCUCCAGGAUGACGAGUGGGCCAGUGUGGCAUACCAGGCAGAAAAAAUUUAUCUGUUUGCUCUUAUUCCUCUGUCAUUGGAUUAUGCUCUUUCAUCCACACAGUUCAGUGUCAUUCCCAGAGAGAGCAAGACUUGGGACCCAGCAGCAAUGGUUUUUGUCAAGAAUCUUGUUGAGUCCAGACCCAGAGCAGAGUUUUUGCCACUGCAGAAAGGAGAACAUGGAUGUUUCCAUGGCCAGCUAACCCUGUAUAUUAGAAUAGAGGUUUGGGAAGCAAUACCUGAACUAGCAAAAAUAAGAUGGCCAAAGGAAGGUGAUGGAGAAGUAGCCGUGGACCUUGCCAAGCUGCUUGUGAUGUGUGACUAUGCAAAAUUUGCAACCGAGCUUCUUGUUGACAGGAUGAAAGGAAGAAAUGCUGAAGAAAAUUCAGAAGAAGACACAGUUAGCAAUGACUCAGAAUUUGCAACAGAAAGCAGGGAAGACUUUCAAGGAUCAUCAAAGCUAGAGUUUAAGAACAUAAAAAGAAUGGUACCAAGGAGUAGAGGAUUAACUCGAAUGAUUUGUCAUACAAGCGACAGCAGCAAUAGUACAAGCAACCUAGAAUCAAGUGCUGAAGCGCUUGACGUGUCAUUUCAGUCAUCUGGCCGUGGUAGAGGCCUGAUGAGCAUGUUCGAUUUUUUUAAAUGUGGAACCUCGACUCCCCUGUCAAUGGGAAGCUCCAGUGCUGAUUUGCAAAAAUCUGGAAGAAACCCAAAGACUGAGUUUUCUGACUCUCCAGUGGAAAUGUCUGGUGAAAUUGAAUGCUCGGAAUCUGAUUCAGUUUCUAAUCUGUGCUUAGAAGAAAUUCCUGUUCCCGCAUCAGCAGUACACAGAAGCUUAACAAAAGGGCUAUUUCCAACACACAAUGAAGAAAUGAGUGCUGCAAAAAACUGCAAUCUCUCGUCAUCUGAAAAGAAAAGUGAUGAGAAACAGUCCUUAGUGGAUGAUGUUAGUUCUGAUACUUCUUUAUCCAUAAAGACUGUUCCUGAGUGUAGUGUUAAGAUAUCUCCUCAGAAUGCUGAAAGAUUCACAGGAACAUCUAAACAAAAGGAAGAAUUAAACAUGGGAUCACCUGGUGGAAGAGGAUUAUGCCUUAAGCUUGGCAAAUCUAGUCUGUCUGAUGUUAAAGGGGUGAGCAAAAUUUCUGACUCUAAAGAAAGUAAUAUAUUGACAAAAAAUUCAGAACCCAUGCAAAAUGGAAAGUGUAAGGAGGAGGUUAUAGCUGUGCAUGAGAAAAAGAGGAAGACUAUUGACUGCAAUGCAAGAAAGGUGAACAGUCAUCUUAUUGCCUCAUUUAUUUCAGAUGUUUGGGACAGAGAGGAAAUGGGAGAUGUUGAGGAAGAAUUGACAAUCUCAUUAAGAGAGAAAAAUUUGCCAGAGGGCCCUUGCAUUGCAAAGUUGUUCAGGAUAUUUGUAGCCGGGGAGUCCCCUGUUGCUGAGGAAGAAGUAGUUGUUAAUGAGAACAUGGUUGAUGCAAUACUGAAUGGUCAUAUUGUAAAAAUACUAAAUGAUUUGGAUAUGAGAGCAACACGACUGCAGGCAUAUGCUUGGCCUGCUAUAACACGAGGCACUUCAGCCAUCAUUGUAGGAGGCAAAAGGAGUGGCAAAACUUAUGGUUAUAUUGUACCUUUGAUUUCUGUUCUACUAGACUCAUGGCAGCACAUAAGCCGUCGUCUUCCCCAAGGCAUUGGGGCUGUUUUGGUUAUUGUUUGCAAAGACUGGAGAAGUGCAAAAUAUACUGCUGAUUCGCUGGUUAGAUUCCUACCUGCAAAAAUGUCACUAAAAGUCAUCACAGCUUGGGGAGGUUGUGGCAAUGAAGAGGUAAUUGAUACCAGCUCCCAGUUACUUGGAGGUUGUGACAUUCUGGUUACAACUGCCCCAUGUUUGGUGAGGCUUCUAACAGGAAAAACUGCAGAAUUUGCAAAGGCAGACAAAGAGGGGGGCACCAAAGCAUUUACAUCCCUUGCUAGGUGUUGCUAUCUUGUAUUUGAUGAUGUUGAUUCAAUCUUGGAAAAUUGUGCAGUGGAGGUGAAACAGAUACUGACUUACUGGGGUGAAGGAAAGAGCAAAAGUGACCGAAGGGACUUUGAACAUCAGUUAAUUUUAGUUGCAUCAUCAUGGACCAAAUUAUUGAAUUCAUUGACACAGACAGUAACUCCUCUUCUUGAGCCAAUUAUUAUUGUUGCUGAUCCUUGGGAGGCUGUAAUAGCUACUAGAGCCCGUACCUUUGUUCAUAAAGUAGAGGAAAUGGGGACAGAGCAAGAUAAACUUGUUGAACUUUUACAAGAUAACAGACAUGGAAGGAUUUUGGUGUUUGUGGGUGAUGAUAAUCAGGCCAGGAAUCUGAAAAUAUUACUGGAUGCUGUGGCUGUAUAUUCCUUAAUUGUAACAAGCUGUUCUACAAUGUGGGUUAUGAAGUCCAUAGUCCAGGAAUGGCACUCUAUAGCAAAUGUAGUUUUGAUAGUCUGCCAAGAGGCUUCAUCACUCCUCCUCCUGUAUGAAUUAGCAAAUGCAGACCUCAUUAUUCAUGCAGAUAUACCAAACUUCAUUGGUAAUUUCAAAAUGAGGUAUGCUUUUAUGGUAAAUAAUUUUUCAACAGAUUUAAAUCAGGACACCAUAAAUUGUGAGUCUCACAUAAUAUUGUCCAAAGAAUCGGUGAAGCGGCUUCCUCCUCUUGUGCUUGAAGCAGAAAGAGCUGGUAAAGUUCCAAGAGAGCUUCAAUAUGUAGCAACUAAACUUAUGGCAAGCUGUAGCCAAGAUGAUGCUCUGUGUUAUUAUUUAAAAGCUUAUGGUAAAUGUUGUAUAGGUUACACUUGUGGAUUUAGGCAUAGAAUACAAAAGUUUGAUACUGAGAGUGUGAUUCCAAGAAAAGGUGAAGUUACUUUCAGUGUUAUCAAAGUGAUAAAUGCAUCCCGAUAUUUAGUACGCCUCUUGAGUUUUAGGGAGAAGGCAGGGGUUCCUGAAUUUAACUUGAGAGAUCACUAUCUGAGAUUGUUCAUGGCCAUACAGCAGUAUUAUGCUGAUCCAGAAAACUGUGAGCAGUUGAUCAUCUUAGAACCAAGAAUGCUCUGUGCAGUUAAAUGCAAGGACAAAUGGGCAAGAGGACAAAUUGUAGAAGUUGAUUACUCAAGACAAAUUGUCAUGAGUGUUGUGUUUCUCUUAGAUGAAGGAAGUGAUGUUACUGUAGAGCAGAAUUCCUUGUAUAUCCUUCCGAACCAUCUGGCACUGAUGCCACCACUUAUUGUUGAGGUUUAUCUCUGUAGAGUUCAACCUCUUGACUUUGAUAGGGAAUGGACUUACCAUGCAUCAAAGUACAUUGAUGAUAUAUUCAGCAAUAACAUAAACAAAAGUACUUUUGUUGGACAAAUUGAACUAGCACUUGGUUCAACACUCUGGUUAAGCCCUGUGACUGAGUUAACACAGGCAGGUAAAAGUAAGGUCAAGAUGGAAUCUCUAAGGUCUAGACUCAUUUCUAAUGGAUUUGGAAUCAGCAAUAUUGCUCAUAUGGAAAAGUUGAAAGAGAUGUGUAAAUUAGCUGGUAUAUCCUUGGAACCUGAGGAUCUGUCAUGUGCAUUGUUUAAGACGACUGUGAAUAAGGCACUGGAAUUGCUAAAAGGUACAGAACAAAGUAAAGAGCUCAGUAAGCUGUCUGAAUUGAAUGAUCAUAAUGUUUCCAAAGAUAAGCCUAUCUUUGAAGCUUGCACUAGAAGCCUAGAAGAAUUUAAUUCUGUUGAUGAAGACAAGGAUAUCAGUAAUGAUCUUGAGAAAAUAGGAAACUUACCUACAAAUGUGGAAAAGUCAAGUACUCCUAGAAGUGAAGCUAUAGGUAUUCAUUUGCUACAAGAAUCUUUGCCCUUGGAUACUGAUGUGGAAGUUGGUGUAGCUGAAAUAGAAUCUCAUGACUGGUUCUUUAUUCAACGUGCAGAUAAUUAUGAAAGGUUGGAUGAACUUGAGUUCGAAGUCCAGGAGAUAACUAAGCAUUGGCUAACAGACAGUAAAAAGAGUCUUCAUGAAAAAAGCUUAAAAUGGGAUGAGGAACCAUGUGUUGCGGCUUCUAGCUACUGUCUGGCUAAGUUUUCUGAUGGCAAUUACUACCGUGGCUGGGUGGACAGAGUUGGGCCAGAUCACACCAGUAAGGUCUUUUUUGUUGACCACGGGGAGACUUUAGUUAUACCCUCUAGCCAGGUUCAGCCAUGUCCAUCAUAUAUUUUGGACCUUUUGCCUGCACAAGCUAUUCCAUGUUGUUUGGCCAGUUUAACUUGUCCAUCAGCAGAAUUAAAAGACGUGAAGAGGGCUAUGGAGGAGGUGGCUGAUUCUGUUGAGACGUGGAUAGCAAAGGUUAUAGAAAUAGUUGAAUCAGAGGAUGGGAAAAUGUACAGAGUAGAGUUAAUUGACAACUCAGUGGAGCCACCAAGGCAGAUGUCAAGGGAGCUCAUGAAAGCACACCAAUCUUUGAAUGAGAAUUACAGGGAAAACCAGAUCAGUGAAGAUGUUGAAAAUGAAAAUCAUAUGCAGUCAACAGCAGUGCUUAAUGCGUCAUGCUUAGACAGAGAGGAGGCAAUGAUGUUCUUACAGAAUUUACCCAAUUUCAAGGAAUUGUCAAAAGCAAUCAGGAAUAAUAAUGCAGAAGAAAAAGAAGAUGAAGAAGAAACUAUGGCAGAUGUUAAGAAUUCCUGUGAUUUGCCUGAACCUUUACAAAUUUGCAAUGCCCUUGACAAGUCAGCAUACAGCUCCAGCAAACAAGAAGGGGAGUCAUGGAAAAAUGAAAAUAUAAAAGAGAAAAAACAGGCACAUCAUAGAAAGACAGAAGAACUCAUCAUCGACCGCCAUUCAUCACCAGAAAAUGCCAGUAAUCGGAACCAUAAAAUUUUCCGCAAGCCACACAUGCAACAAGAGAGCACCAAGUCUAAUGGGAAAGCAAAACCAUCUAAGGCUGAUACAGACAUGUUCAACCAGCUUUGUCUACUUGUGCCACCCUUAGAGGCUGUGAAAAACAUUACACGCAGGUUAUAUCCUGAGACAACCUGGAAUCAGACGGACAGUUUGGUUGUCAUCAAUGUACACUUGCUUGGAGUUGAACACUACAAGUGUCGGUUUGCAAGGAAUCAUUUGACCUUUAUGACUGUUGUCAGAGAUAAAUUCUAUGUUAUUGAGGAGACUUUGGCAAAUGAAAUUGAAACAGAUUCAUGCUCUCUCAAAUUAAAAGGCAUGUCUGUUCAUAUUUACCUGACUAAGAAAUCAAAAUGUACAUGGCUCCACCUUUUUGCUGAGAAGGUGAAACGUCCAUGGUUGAAGAUGGCCUACCAUGGCUCAAGCUUAGAUGAGGAAAAGUCAUCAGUUUCUGCUCUCAAAAAAUCAUGGACAGACUUGCAGAUUUGUGAGAACAGCUAUGGAGGAUACCCAGCCGGCAUGAGUGACAGUAGUUCAGAAGAUAGUCAGUCAGAUGAAGACAUGGAUGACUUAAUCACUUGAUUGACCAAGUGAGACCUGUUUGUUAAUCAUGUUGCAUGCAUUUAUUAUCCAGUUGAUACAGUGGAAUGACUGAAUCUGCUUUGUUAUUUAGGAAUUGUCCAAAAACUUCAAUGGGCAUUAUUGUAUGAAUUAGUGACCCUGAUUACAGCUUCCUUUUGCUGGGUAGGCUUUGUGCUAAAGCAGAUUUAUAGAUUCACCAAAAACAUACUUAGUAUGAUUUAUUACUUUCUGCUAGAUUGGCUAGUCCUAUAAACUUUGCACAACAUCCAAUAUAUUCUUCAAUAACGUAAAUGCACAUGCUUCAAUCUGUACACAUAUUUGUGUUCACAAACACUUUGUAGGCACAUUCAAUGGCAAAAUAUUAUUAACAAGUUUUAAAUGAUUUAAUGGUUAAAACAAAUAAAUGUGCUAGACAUCAAGGUCAUAUAGCACUAAAUAAAUUUUAAAGAUUACAGAUGGUAAAAAUCUGUACACUUACAGUAUUCUUCAGAAACUUUACCUGUCCUGUAGUCUCAGAAUGCUGUAGGGUUAUCAUUUAAAACUUUGGCAUCAACUUCUUCUUCUUCUUCUUCUUCUUCUUCUUCUUCUUGCAAUAUCUAAUCCCAGUGUUCUCCAAGUCUGGACAGUUAUUUUAGCUGGCAAAGGCUUUUUGAAGCAGAUAUCACUCAUUCUUCCAUGGAAUUCUUUUGAAUCACUUGUUAUGCAGUAUUCCAUGGGAUUAUUUAAUUUUAACUCCUUAAUUUAAGUAUAUUACUCAGAAGUUGUAAUAAUAAAUUUGAAUUGCAAUAUUGCAGUAGUGUUCUCAUGAUUAGCCCUUUCUUUUUUCAACAUAAAAAAACAGUGUAAUAUAAUUAUCAGUCCUUUUUAAACAUUAGUUCUGUAAAUAUUUUUACAGAGUUAUGAAUCAAUAUUUUCCAUUCAUCUAGAAAGAUGGGAAUUUGUUUCCUUCAGAAUUACAUGUUACAAAAAAAGCCAGUCAUUUUUUUCAGUUGUUUUAUCAGAGAUAAGUUUUAUUUCUCUGUAUGUUUUUUGUUUAAUAGAUAAUUGAUAUUGAAAAUUGUACAAUCAAUUUUCAAGAUAGUUUGUUAUUUUUUUUAGUUUAUAAUAAUAAUAAAGUAUUCUCAGAAAACAAUCUUGACUUCAUACAAUCAUUUACCUAAAGCAUCAAGAAAUAAUCAGAGUACUGGGUUUUGAGCCAAUUAACAGCAUUGGAGCCAUAAAAGAACUGCACACAUCGGAAAUCCAAAGACCAGUCAUGGAUGUGGUAUACUAAAUAAUCUCAUCUGUUUUUGAAAUUCAAGCCCUAAAUCUGUAUUAAGAGGCUUGGACCAUUAGUCAUUUCAGGUGUUUUAUGGCAAGUAUUAGUAAACUUUUCCCUGCAGCCUCCAAUUGAAGAAUUUUAAUAUUUUGGAAUCCAUACAGUAAUUGUUGUAUAUAGCAGUUAAAGUAUGUGCUGGUAUGACAGGCUGAAUUCUAGUCUGUUGUACUUUAUUCCCAAUCAUGCACAUCAGUGAAUCUUGUCAUUUAUCUAUCUUCAUAUUGCAGGAAGAUUUCAAAACUGUUGUCUCGCUUUCUAAUAAGUAAUAAUGUCUAUGUUGUUUUCUCUGCCAUUUUUUGUGUUUUAGUAAUUCACUGUGUGCAUGGGUAUUUCAUAAUGGAUUCCUAUAUGUAAAGUACAAACAGUACAUGCCAAGUGAGAUGAUAGAUCCAUUUAUAAUAGGCUGGUUAAAUGCCAGCCACCAACUUCAGUGUCUAUACCCAAUCAGUUAGUCCUCUGUAAACACAGUUUCCUUAAUUGGCCAAAGACCUGUUUUUGAAAAAAAAACAGGAAACCAUAAUACAUAGAAAUAUUGUAUUAAGUAUUUGUUGUACCUGCAAAAACCUUGGCAUACUGCAAUUAUUACUGCUAAUGCAUAGUAAUACUAGUAAGUCUUAGAUUCUUAGAUUAGUUGCAUUAUCAUUACAUGUUACUCAAGUUCUAAUAGGGAUGGGAAAACUAUCAAGAAAACUAUCACAUAUCACCCUUAAUAUAAUAUGAAAAGGGUAAAUAAGUUUAUUGCUCUAAACUUAAAACCCAAUUUCUUGCCCAACACAUUCAUGUGAAUGUGUUGUGCACUUCCUAUCACUCUUAUUAAACUCUGACUGGA
Messenger RNA from Penaeus chinensis, 8173 nucleotides. RefSeq lists its product as uncharacterized. Gene Ontology annotation, biological process: germ-line stem cell division; transposable element silencing. The record is from RefSeq and is a predicted model, not a curated record. Gene Ontology annotation, molecular function: ATP binding; nucleic acid binding. NCBI's taxonomy places the organism in Eukaryota, Metazoa, Arthropoda, Malacostraca, Decapoda, Penaeidae. The transcript is spliced from 19 exons. Bases 147 to 6026 code for a protein of 1959 amino acids.